AUGCCGCUAAGGCGCCGUCGAGGCUCAUCCGGCCGCCGCUCCCGCACCGCCCGAGCCGAGCUGUCCUUCUCCGUGAGCCACAUGGAGCGCCUCCUGCGGGAGGGCCACUACGCCCGGCGCCUGAGCCCGUCCGCACCCGUCUACCUGGCGGCCAUCCUGCAGUACCUGACGGCCAAGGUCCUGGAGCUGGCGGGCGACGAGGCCCGCAACGCUGGCGGCCAGAGUAUCACCCCGGAGCUGGUGGACAGGGCGGUGCACAACCACGUGCUGCUGAGCGCCCUGUUCGGGAUGGCCACCAUCUCCCAAGUGGCCCCGGCCCGGCGCUAGGCGCCCAGUGACACCUGGGGCCCCGUUCCCCGGGGCAGGGGGGCCCCGGCAGCCCCGGCCUGCCCGCCG
Hippopotamus amphibius kiboko is the source of this 396-nucleotide messenger RNA. RefSeq names its product histone H2A-Bbd type 2/3. NCBI's taxonomy places the organism in Eukaryota, Metazoa, Chordata, Mammalia, Artiodactyla, Hippopotamidae. Gene Ontology annotation, cellular component: nucleosome. The transcript has a single exon. The record is from RefSeq and is a predicted model, not a curated record. The coding region runs from base 1 to 327 and encodes 108 amino acids. Gene Ontology annotation, molecular function: structural constituent of chromatin; DNA binding; protein heterodimerization activity.